Messenger RNA from Alternaria infectoria, 1275 nucleotides. RefSeq lists its product as uncharacterized. The transcript has 5 exons. Lineage: Eukaryota; Fungi; Ascomycota; Dothideomycetes; Pleosporales; Pleosporaceae. The record is from RefSeq and is a predicted model, not a curated record. Bases 1 to 1275 code for a protein of 424 amino acids.
AUGCCUUUCAGUGUCGGUAUCGGUGAUGUCAUAGCCGUCGGCAAACUGAUCAAGGACAUCACUGACAGUCUGCGAUCUGCUGGUGGAGCAAAAUCGGAAUACCAGGAACUCACCAAGGAGCUUGAGGCGCUCAGGACUGCCCUAGAUGGUCUGGAUCAACUCGAUAGCAAUGCAGCCCCCUCAGCACUUCUUGACACAAUCAAGUUCGUCACGGCGGACUGUCGCCAACGACUUGAAGUGUUCUGGGCGAAGAUCGAGAGAUACGAGUCGUCCCUAGGCCCCGCAAGUCGAUCCAACGCUCUGAGAGGUACCAUGGAUAAGCUCGGCUGGACGUUCUGCCGGAAGAAGGAAGUUGUGCAACUCCAGAGAGAUCUCCAAUUCUAUAGCAAUGUCAUCAACAUACUCAUGACACGGCAUGUCGUGGGACAGGUGAAGGAUACAGGUGCAGUCUGUACACAAAUCGCUGAGCGCAUUCGUGACACACAAGACACUCUCGCAGAUGUUGGCAAGGAUGUAGUAAGCCAGGGGGUUGUAGCGAGUAACACUCAGACACUGGUCACUGGCCUGCAUCAGUUCAUAUUCGGCGAGGUCAGAACAUUCCUGGCCGACUUCGGGCAGUUGGUGAACAAAGUCUUUGCCUCGACCCAGCAAAUAUACGCCGUUGUUCUCGAAAUCCGAGAUUCGGGAAGAGCACGGAGGAUUUAUGUGCACACUGACGCUUUCCUGACCCCUACGUACCACCACCUUCCCUCACCUUUGAUCCCCAAACCUUCCAUCCCACAUCAGCAACAAAUCGCACUCAUGGCCAACCACAGGGCGAUGCAAGAGAUGAGCCGUCUCGAAGACCUGCAACUGCAGCGCGAGCUCAAGCAAAGCGUCCUUGAAUACAUCAUCGACUUGUACCAACCAGCCUACCCCAACAACCAUGGCUUCUCCAUCCUCAUCUGCCGCCACGUAUUUGACCGCUCCUCUUCCAUCCCCGCUGCUGCCGCCUUAGGCCGCCGCAACGAUAGAGCAGACGAGUUCAUCAUGAUCCGCGCGGUUACACUCAGCGAGCCCGGAACGAAGAAGUGGACGCUCGUGGCUGAGAGCAGCAGGGCGUGCUUCGGUAUCGUACCUGCGUUGCAAGAAUUCUCGAAAGACUUGGAGCGAGAGAUGGGAAAGAUGACAGCCUCGAUGACCGUAGGAAACAAGAGGCAGCGCAGUGACAAGGACGAGGGCUCGAACGAUCAAGGUGAGUACAUCUCAGGUUAUCAGCGCAAGAGGCAGAGAUAG